AUGUCUAGAUCCAUUACCAUCCGUGCCACGAACACUCAGCCCAUCUGGUCGGUGGCCUCCCUCGAGGACGUUUUACUUCGCGAUGGAUCCCUUCCAGAGUUCUUAGUGUCCAUCUGUCGUCUUCCUUCUCAUUAUAUGACCAGCCCAUCCAUGUUUUGCCUUAGAGACGUAUUCCGCUGGAUUGCGAAGACGGGACAUUGA
Molecule: messenger RNA, 201 nt
Organism: Strongylus vulgaris
Lineage: Eukaryota; Metazoa; Nematoda; Chromadorea; Rhabditida; Strongylidae
Source: the annotation of a GenBank genome assembly